ACGACUACAUUCUUUAAUCACCCUUCGACCUACAUCAUUUUACUGGCGUUUCCCGCCAAUAUUCUAUUUCAAUGUGUUGGCUAACCUGUAUGUACAACAGUGAAUGUUCGAAGUUUAAAACUCGAAAGAGUCGUGAUUUGAAACGUAAAAGAUUUAACGUUAAUGAGCUUCUGUUUGAAUUAAAAGUCAUGCCACAAGAAAUGAAUAUUUUAUGCUGUUAUUCCUGCAAAAUGUAUCAGGUCCAUAUUGUUAAAAAAGCAAAAAAGUGGCAGUGUAAAAUAUGCAAUGUAAAACAAAUUCUCAAACGGGUUUAUUUCCAAGGAUCAGGAAAAGAUUGUCGUAUUCAAGUUCAAAAAUUAAAUGCCAUGAAAGAGUAUGAAAUUGAAACAAGUACAUCUUUUGUGUUCGACAUGGAUAUGCAGUCUGGUAGUAAUCACAGAUCACAGGUAGCUUUAAACAAGUGGAAAAAAUAUUUGGACACAUCCGAAGAGAUUGAUUGCAAUACUUUUGAAAUGACAAAUGAUGAGAGUGAUAGUGACAAAGAGAAUGAUGGUCCCAAGUAUCUAAAUAAUGAUAAUGUGACAUAUGAACAUAGUAAUUCUUUUUGCAAAAAUAAUUCAAAAGAAAAUGUUUCUUAUAACAAUGAGAAAGUAUAUGACCAUGCUAUAGAGGAAGAAUUAAUUGACAAUAACUCAAGUAAUGGUGUUACUCAGCACAACAAUAUAACCAAUGACAAAGCUAUAAAUAAUAUUUUUGACGAUAACGAAGAUUUUGAUCUUGCUAUUGGCUUUUAAUUUCUGUAAAUUCUAUAAAUUUAAACAAUAUAUUUUUUAUUAUUCUAAUGUAUGAUUAUUUUCUGUGAAAUAUAAAAACGUUCAUCACCAUCUU
Molecule: messenger RNA, 888 nt
Organism: Hylaeus volcanicus
Lineage: Eukaryota; Metazoa; Arthropoda; Insecta; Hymenoptera; Colletidae
Product: integrator complex subunit 1 homolog
Exons: 3
Coding region: 72-794 (240 amino acids)
Biological process (GO): endoplasmic reticulum to Golgi vesicle-mediated transport; mitotic G2 DNA damage checkpoint signaling; intracellular protein transport
Cellular component (GO): COPII vesicle coat; nucleus
Molecular function (GO): chromatin binding; zinc ion binding
Source: RefSeq, a predicted model, not a curated record